AGUUUUCCCCAUUUCUUUUCCUGCUGAAAUGCCUUUGUUUUGGUUGUAAUUCCACCUCAUAUUAUGUGUGUUCCAAACGUCUUCUUGAGAUGUCCCUUACCAUAAUCCUCAAACAGAAGCCAACUUAAACUCAGUGCUUCUCUUAACAUUCUCUUUUAACAUAUUUCUGUAGAUAGAGGGAGAGUGAGAGGGAGAGAAUGGCAGCUUUUACUGUCUACUCUACACAAUCUCUGAGAUCAAAUUGCUCCAUCGCCACCCCAUCAAAAUCCCAUGUGGGAUUUCACCAAAAACAACAGUUAGUUUUCUACAAGAGAGGUAGUGACAGUACUAGCACCAGCAGAAGGUAUGUGAUAACAUGUGCAGGUGGUGACCAACAGACAAUUGUGAUUGGUCUAGCUGCUGACUCAGGAUGUGGGAAGAGCACCUUCAUGAGGAGGCUCACAAGUGUGUUUGGAGGAGCAGCAGAGCCACCAAAGGGUGGGAACCCAGAUUCCAACACUCUCAUCAGUGACACCACCACUGUGAUAUGUUUGGAUGAUUACCAUUCACUUGAUAGAACUGGUAGAAAGGAAAAGGGUGUCACUGCACUUGACCCAAAAGCUAAUGAUUUUGAUCUCAUGUAUGAGCAAGUUAAGGCAAUUAAGGAAGGAAUUUCUGUUCAAAAGCCUAUUUAUAAUCAUGUUACUGGUCUUUUGGAUCCACCAGAGCUUAUUAAACCUCCCAAAAUCUUGGUCAUUGAAGGUCUUCACCCAAUGUAUGACCCUCGGGUCAGAGAACUGUUGGACUUUAGCAUCUACUUAGACAUUAGCAAUGAGGUGAAAUUCGCUUGGAAAAUUCAGAGAGACAUGGCAGAGCGUGGACAUAGUCUUGAAAGUAUCAAGGCUAGCAUUGAAGCAAGAAAGCCUGAUUUUGAUGCUUAUAUUGAUCCACAAAAGCAAUAUGCAGAUGCAGUGAUAGAAGUGUUGCCAACCCAACUGAUUCCUGAUGAUAAUGAAGGGAAGAUUUUAAGAGUGAGGUUAAUACAGAAAGAGGGGGUGAAGUACUUUAGCCCUGUUUACUUGUUUGAUGAUGGCUCCACCAUUUCUUGGAUACCAUGUGGAAGGAAGCUUACAUGCUCUUACCCUGGCAUCAAGUUCUUCUAUGGACCAGACACUUACUAUGGAAGUGAGGUGUCAGUUGUGGAAAUGGAUGGACAAUUUGACAGAUUAGAUGAACUAAUAUAUGUUGAGAGCCACCUAAGCAACCUCUCUUCCAAGUUCUAUGGAGAGGUUACUCAACAAAUGUUGAAGCAUGCUGAUUUCCCUGGUAGCAACAAUGGGACAGGUCUCUUCCAAACCAUAGUUGGUUUGAAGAUAAGAGAUCUUUAUGAGCAGAUACUAGCCAGCAGGGCUGAGACUCCAGUAGGAGCAGCAAAAGCUUAGGAACCUGCCUGCCUUAUAUAUAGUUAUACAUAUUGGACAAGGCAGUCAUUGAGUUCCCAAAAUCAUUUUCUUAAUUUUCCAAAAUUUCUGUCUUUCAUGUGAGUUUGUGUAUUAUUGUUAGGCUGUUCUUCAAUGUAAUGAAAAGACUCUGCAUGUGUACUUAUACUCUUAAUACAGAGAAGAAAUAGCAGGGAUGAGAUUCAGUUA
Lotus japonicus is the source of this 1628-nucleotide messenger RNA. Its product is annotated as phosphoribulokinase, chloroplastic. Gene Ontology annotation, molecular function: phosphoribulokinase activity; ATP binding. Gene Ontology annotation, cellular component: chloroplast; cytoplasm. Gene Ontology annotation, biological process: carbohydrate metabolic process. The transcript has 5 exons. NCBI's taxonomy places the organism in Eukaryota, Viridiplantae, Streptophyta, Magnoliopsida, Fabales, Fabaceae. The coding region runs from base 198 to 1421 and encodes 407 amino acids. The record is from RefSeq and is a predicted model, not a curated record.